Lathyrus oleraceus (garden pea) is the source of this 642-nucleotide messenger RNA. Its product is annotated as transcription factor bHLH162. NCBI's taxonomy places the organism in Eukaryota, Viridiplantae, Streptophyta, Magnoliopsida, Fabales, Fabaceae. Gene Ontology annotation, biological process: regulation of transcription by RNA polymerase II. The transcript is spliced from 3 exons. The annotation marks the transcript as partial. The record is from RefSeq and is a predicted model, not a curated record. Gene Ontology annotation, cellular component: RNA polymerase II transcription regulator complex. Gene Ontology annotation, molecular function: DNA-binding transcription factor activity, RNA polymerase II-specific; protein dimerization activity; RNA polymerase II transcription regulatory region sequence-specific DNA binding.
UAUUUAAAAAAAAUUCUCUCUACCUCAACCAAAGUCGAAAGAAUGGUUGUUGAGAAAAAUAGAAGAAAUAAGAUGAAGAGUCUCUUUUCCAACCUCAACUCUCUUUGCCCUAACUAUAAUCCCAAGGUAGCUUUACCACUACCUGAUCAAAUAGACGAAGCUAUAAACUACAUUAAGAGCUUAGAGACGAAGUUGAAAUCGGCGAAGGAGAAGAAAGAAAGUUUAAUGAGAAACAAGAGGUUGCGUAGUGGCUGCUUGAAUUCUUCUGGAGUAAAAGGAAGCAUAAAAUCACCAAAAAUAGAGAUUCAUGAAAAUGGUUCUUCUCUACAAGUUAUUGUAACAUGUGGGGUUGAUGAACAGUUUAUUUUCUGUGAAAUUAUGAGAAUAUUGCAUGAAGAUUACGGGGAGGUCAUCUCUGCAAAUUCUUCACUGGCCGGAGAUUCAGUUAUUCAUGUUGUGCAUGCAGAGAAUCCGCAAUCUUUGUUUCAAUUUGGAGCGACCAAAGUAAGCGAGAGAUUGAAAAGGUUUGUGAACGGAUCUGUGGAAGAGGUGCAAAUAGAGCCUCAAUUAUGGGAUUUUGAGAUUGGAAAUGAGAGUUGGGAUCUAAGUUCUAUAGUAAACAAGUGUUUACCAAAUUCUUAA